AUGGCUUCGCAUACUCCGUCUUAUUCAUACGGAUACCAGCCAGUGCUCCUGCCCGGCGAGACCGGGAUUGAGAAAGACCCAAUCUGCAUCAUCAUGAACCCAGGGGAACGCGCGCUUUCAACUGCAUCCCGGAUAUUCUUCGGCAUUCAGCAUCCGAUACAGUAUAAUGUAAAGGUCAAAGACUUGGGUUACGUUCAUCCCGACCAUCUCGUCAAAUUUCGAGGCUACUGGGCGAUGGAACAGCAGAUGGGUAGUGCACAGGAUAUGCAAGAUAUCGGCGAAGACCACGACGGAAACGAACAUCCUAACACAAGCACGCAAGGUUACUCACACCCACAAACUACGCAAGAUGUCGACAAAGGCGAAGUCGAAAACAUCGCUUCUAAGUAA
This is a messenger RNA of Alternaria conjuncta, 390 nucleotides long. RefSeq lists its product as uncharacterized. Bases 1 to 390 code for a protein of 129 amino acids. The transcript has 2 exons. The record is from RefSeq and is a predicted model, not a curated record. NCBI's taxonomy places the organism in Eukaryota, Fungi, Ascomycota, Dothideomycetes, Pleosporales, Pleosporaceae.